UCAGCUGAGUUGGACGUGUUUUUAGGAAGCGUAAGAUCGAUCGCAAAAAGGAUUAUUGCAUUGCUGUUGUUAUUAAAUAGAUAUAAAAGAAAAGAAGAUCUAUGUUCAUCAAUUUAUUACGACUGUGAACUCUGAUGGGAACUAUUUUACUCGAAAGUAAAGGUUGAGAACUGAGGAAGCGAAUGUUUUGAUUAUUUUUGAAUGAGCAUAUCUUCAUUUGUAGAGCUUUUUAGCUUAUUAUCAUCAUGUAUACAAAAACGAUCGUAGAAGGGAAGAAUUCCAGUUAUGAUUUUGGAAAUGCUGGGACGGAAUUCAGCUGAAUACCUACAUAAAAGCUUAUAAAAGAUUAAAAAGUCCUACUACACCAUAAAUACAGCCUAUUGGGAAUAAAUCUUUGUGCCGUAAAAAGGCCAAGUUUUACUAAAAAAUAUGACAGAUUUAAUCUGACAGACAUCUGCAUAAAGAAAAAAUCUAAGAUGACAACAUCAUAACACAUUUCUAAAAUUCACCAUGCCGAGAUAAAUAUGAAAGAAUCUAUUAAAACGGAAACCUAACAUAUCAACCAUGGUAACUGUUUUCAAAAAAGGUUCAAGAAGUUUCUAAUCACAAUGUCAAAAUGCAACAAAGUGAAAAAUCCAUGUAAGAUAUGCUUAGGACCUGUGACGCAUAAGAACGGCUUACAAUGCCAAGGUGCGUGCCAAAGUUGGGUGCACUACAACUGCCUGAACUACACCCCUGGCAAAAUCAAGGACAUAAAGGCUGGUAUAAUCAAAGUAACAUGCCCCUGUCCCGACUGCAAAACGAGUAUGCCCAAAGAAUUCCGAACGGAUCAGCCAUACAGCUGCACCAAUUCCAUGUGCCCAGCAAACAGGCCCCCCAAAUGUGACAACAUGCAGUGCCCUAUUAACGACGCCGGGAAAGGCCGCGUGGUGCGACCACCACCUCCCUGCCCACUCAGCAAAUGUGGCAAUGAUUGCAAGACAUACACUACCCCGCAGUUCAGUAGUCCGCAGUUACGACCCUCGUGCCCCUCGCCUCAACCACAGCCUCCGUGUAGUAAUAAUAAUUACGGCGGCGACAUAUCACCAAUGUCUUCUUCUGACGCUUGCCUAAGCGAAGCAAUAACCAAUCGAUGUCCUUCAGGAUGCUCAUCAACACAAGAAGACGUUCAGGGAGAUGUAGGCGUAUAUCAAAUGGGAAGCAGCAUGCCCUCAUUUCACGUUGUGGAACAGAUGUGUAACACCGUUGGCCAGCUUACGAAUCAGAUCAAUGAUCUCAUGAUGAAGAUGAAACAGGCGUGCAACAGGCCGGGUGGUAAUGGCAACGGUGGUAGCAAUGGUAGCAGCAACGGUGGGAAUGGAAAUGGUGGGAAUGGUGGUGGAGGAGGCUGCUGUCCAAGGUCACCAAAGUCAACAUGUCCACAAAAAGGACCAAAAUCGAUGUGCCCAAAACCUUGCUACUGCCCCGGUAACCCGGCUCGACGAAAAUAGAUUUUCCAAUUUUAUUUCAAUUUAUUUUUAAUAGUUAUGGAAUAAUAUAUUGUUGUCUACAUAUUUUGUGAAAUAACUGAUCUACGUUUCAAAACAUUGGCGAGUUUUAUUCGUAUCUAAUUUUAAUGAUGACAGAUUUUAAUAUAGCGCGUUCCUUCCAAGUUUAAAAGGAAUAAUAUGAUAUCCGUUUCAAUGCUAAAUAUAAUUUAUUGAGAA
Messenger RNA from Helicoverpa zea (corn earworm), 1706 nucleotides. RefSeq lists its product as uncharacterized. Lineage: Eukaryota; Metazoa; Arthropoda; Insecta; Lepidoptera; Noctuidae. Bases 609 to 1490 code for a protein of 293 amino acids. The transcript has a single exon. The record is from RefSeq and is a predicted model, not a curated record.